AUGGACCCAAUCAUUGCUCAAAUUCAGGCCUUGGCCAAGACUUCCGAUGAAGCUGGCCGGCUGAACAUCAUUAGGACUUUGCGGCAGGUACAAUUUGACCUUCAAGGUCCGAAAGACAGUCUCAUGGAAGUUGCAGGCUCAGGCCUGGUUACUGCAAUGCUUCGCGUUGGCGCGGAUAUAGGGCUAUUCACUUCUCUUGCAAAGAGUGCAGCUCCAUUGAAGGUAGCAGAAAUUGCAGAGUUGACAAGCACAUCCCCUCAACUUUUAGAGAGGAUUCUUCGUUAUCUAGCUGCAACAAACAUGAUCAAGGAGACAGCAGCCAAUGAGUACACCACAAACAUGGUCACUCACACUCUGGCUGAUCCAAAAGGCGAAGCCAUGAUUUACCAUGCCUUCGAUACCCAUGGACCCGUGGUGACAGCAAUGCCCGAGUUCUUCGCAGAGAACAAGUACCAAGAUAUAACGAGCAACACGAGCACACCGUUCCAAAAAGCUCACAACACCAAACUCAGUUGUUUCGAGUGGAUGCUCCAGCAUCCGCAGCACUUUGAGAGUCUCCAAAAGAUAAUGACAGCCCUUGGAGGAUCAGAAUGGACACAGGAUUUUACCCUCUUCGAAUCCGAAGCCCAAAAGAUCCAAUCGACUGUGCAACCAUCCGAGAAGCCGUUCCUCGUCGACGUGGGCGGUGGCCACGGACACCAGUGCAUCCGGCUCGGGGAGAAGUACCCCAAUCUCCUAGGCCGCCUCGUUGUCCAGGACCUCCCGGAAGCAGUGAAAAAGCUCGCCCCUAUUGCGGGUGUCAAGGCAGAAGCCUAUGACUUCUUCCAACCGCAACCCAUCACCGGCGCAAGGUUCUACUACCUUCGCAGAAUCAUGCACGAUUGGCCCGAUAACGAAGCUGCGAAGAUCCUGCGAAACACUGCCGCCGCCAUGAAUGCCGACUCGCGGAUCCUGAUUGACGAUACCGUGCUGCCGGAUGCGGGUGCCAACUGGCAGGCUACCACGGCUGAUCUUUUAAUGAUGGCGUUUGGUGGCAAAGAGCGCAAUGAAGCUCAGUGGACUUCGCUCGCGAAGGAUGCCGGUUUGCGUGUUGAAUGUAUUCAUACGUAUGUUGCUUCGACUUAUACUGCGAUAGUUGUUUUGGCGCUCGAGUGA
This is a messenger RNA of Penicillium soppii, 1155 nucleotides long. RefSeq lists its product as uncharacterized. NCBI's taxonomy places the organism in Eukaryota, Fungi, Ascomycota, Eurotiomycetes, Eurotiales, Aspergillaceae. The transcript is spliced from 5 exons. Gene Ontology annotation, molecular function: O-methyltransferase activity. The record is from RefSeq and is a predicted model, not a curated record. Bases 1 to 1155 code for a protein of 384 amino acids.